AUGUUGGACGUCACAGAAUCCCGGAUGUGCCCAAAGUGUCGCAUGUUUUUUAACACUGACGAUGAGUUUUGGCGUCACAAUCUAAAUCUGGAUUGCGAUGAAUCAAUAAGUGCCAGUGCGGCUGCGAGUUCGAUGCCCGGUAGUAUACAUUCAAACAAUGAAUCACGAUCGAAUUAUCAGGAAAAGGAAGAUUUCGAAAUGAACCCUACUUCUUCAAAACACCAGUCUGGAAUCCAUUUGCCUGCUGAAGCAUUUGAAAAAUGUACAGAUUCUCCUGAUUUGAGGACUGCUUCGAUAUUCUGUGAUGUCUGUCAAGUACUAUUAACAUCAAUUAAAAAUAAAGAAGAGCAUGAAAAUGGCAAAAUGCAUAAAAAGCGAAUUGGGUUGAAGAUGAAAUGCAGUUGUCCAUCGGUUCAGAAUUCGUUGCCCAGUAGUAUACAUUCAAGCGAUGAAUCACAAUCGAAUUCAACUGCCAGCGAAGCUAUUGAUACCCAGCCCCAACCCACUGUGCGUAACAGGGAUGAGGAAAUCAUCCGUCUCCUACGUCAUUUAUGCUUGACACAAACAUUAUCCCUUCUUCAAAAAGUGAAAGGAGAUUCACAUGUUACUUCAAGUAGUGAUUUAUAUGAUAGAGAACUGAAAAUCAGUGCUAAUGAAUGGAAUAUAAUCGAAAAGUUUCGGAUAAUCUGUCGCGAGGAGCUACGUAAAAUUCUAUCAGAAGCUUUACAACAUGCUUCUCUCCAGUCCAGAAAUGUCAACACGUAG
This is a messenger RNA of Trichobilharzia regenti, 765 nucleotides long. Lineage: Eukaryota; Metazoa; Platyhelminthes; Trematoda; Strigeidida; Schistosomatidae. The record is from the annotation of a GenBank genome assembly.